Molecule: messenger RNA, 3959 nt
Organism: Pipistrellus kuhlii (Kuhl's pipistrelle)
Lineage: Eukaryota; Metazoa; Chordata; Mammalia; Chiroptera; Vespertilionidae
Gene: RASAL3
Product: RAS protein activator like 3
Exons: 17
Coding region: 660-3800 (1046 amino acids)
Biological process (GO): regulation of GTPase activity
Source: RefSeq, a predicted model, not a curated record
CAGCUGCCUCUUGCACACCCCCUACUGGGGAUAUGCCUGUAACCAAGGUACCUACUCCUAACUGGGAUUGAACCUGGGACCUUUCAGUCCACAGGUUGACGCUCUAUCCACUGAGCCCAGCCGGUUUCGGCAGUUGGUUCAUUCUUAUUGCUGCAUGAUAUUCCACUGUGGGAACAGACCACAAGUGACUCAUGCUAGGGUAUAUGGGCACUUGGGUUGUUGCCAGUUUGGGGCUAUGACAAAUAGUGCCCGUGGGUAUGUCUAUGGGGUGAACUGCGGGGUCAGAGGAGAGCUGUACAGUCAAUGUUUGUCGACCAAACAGUUUUCCAACUUGAGUGAAUUGGUCUACAUUCCAACCAGCGGUGUGUGACAGUUUCAGGGGCUGGAUGCUCUCCCCAGCACUUGGACAACCUGUGCCCAUCUUGAAAGAAGGCAACUGAGGCCCAGAUAGGGGCAUGUGCUGCCUCCUCUGGUCAGUGAGAGAUUUGGCACCUCCUCUCCUCCCGCAUCCUGCCCCCACUGUGCCCUCCCAACCUGGCUGUGGGGUGGGGUGGGACAGGCCGGGUCACGUGGAGUAGCGUUCAGCAGGAGGAAGCCAGGCAGUGUGCAGACGGCUGUUGCGUCUGGGGCUGAUCAGGAAAUCAAGGAGAAUCCCCACCAUGGACCCGCUGUCAAGAAGCCAGUCCUCCGAAACCCAGCAGGCAGCCCAAACCCCGCUAACCUCCUAUCGCUGGCACACAGGAGGUGGGGGAGAGAAGGGAUCUGGAGGGUUCCACUGGGGCCGCCUUGCCAGCUGGGGGAGGGCACUGAGCCACCAGGAACCCAUGGUCAGCAGCCAACCUGCCCGUCGCUCGCUGUUCCGUCGUGUCGUCUCCGCGCCCCCCAAGGAGUCUCGCAAGAACCACCUCAGGCUGUCCAAGUCCCUCUGGGGGAGGCAUAAGAGCCCACCGCUGGAGCCAGAGCCGGAGCCAGAAGCCUCAGAGCCGGAGCCAGAGCCGGAGCUCCCAACCCCACAGAUCCCUGAGGCCCCCCCACCUGAUGUGCCCGUCUGGAACAUCGAAGCCUUCACUCUGCUGGACGGGAGGCUGGUGCUGCUCGGGGGUGAGGAAGAGGGGCCUCGCCAGUCCAGGAUGGGGAGUGCCAGCUCUGAGAGCAGCAUCCAGGUGGCCCUGGGGAACCUCAGGGAUGCAGACCGAGUGCAUGGGAAGACUGAGCCAGAGGCUGCUGGCCCCAACCAGGUCCACAACGUCCGGGGGCUGCUCAAGCGGCUGAAAGAAAAGAAAAAGGCCAGGUCAGAGUUGGGAGCCAACGCCUCUCGGGAUGGGCCCCCCAGUGCUCUGGGCUCUCGGGAAUCGCUAGCCACACUCUCCGAACUGGACCUGGGUGCCCAGCGGAAUGUGCGGGUUUGGCCACUGCACCCCAGCCUCCUGGAUGAGCCCCACUGCUUCCAGGUACAUGCGGGCAGCUCUUCGCGUCCUCCUGAUCCUUUGGCUUCAGGCUCGGUCUCCACUGCGACCUGGAAUGCCCUUUCCCCACAGGUAACUUGGGCAGGCGGGAGCCGCUGCUUCUCGUGUCGCUCGGCCGCUGAGAGAGACCGCUGGAUCGAGGACCUUCAUCGCCACUUCCAGCCUAGCCAGGACAACGCGGAACGCGAGGAGACGUGGCUGAGCGUGUGGGUGCACGAAGCCAAGGGGCUGCCCCGGGCGGCGGCGGCGGCGGGGGCGCCAGGAGCGCGCGUGGAGCUGUGGCUGGACGGCGCGCUGCUGGCGCGCACGGCGGAGCGGGCCGGGCCGGGCCCGCUCUUUUGGGCGGAGCGCUUCCACUUCGAGGCCCUGCCGCCGGCGCGCCGCCUGUCGCUGCGGCUGCGGGGAGCGGGCCCCGGGGGCGCCCCGCUGGGCCGCGCAUCCCUGGCGCUGGAGGAGCUGGGCGCCCCCCGCGCGCCCGCCGCCGGUCUGGAGCGCUGGUUCCCGCUUCUCGGGGCGCCGGCCGGCGCGGCGCUGCGGGCGCGCAUCCGGGCGCGGCGCCUGCGCGUGCUGCCCUCGGAGCGCUACAAGGAGCUGGCGGAGUUCCUCACCUUCCACUACGCGCGCCUGUGCGGGGCCCUGGAGCCGCAGCUGUCGGCGCAGGCCAAGGAGGAGCUGGCGGCUGCCAUGGUGCGCGUGCUGCAGGCCACCGGCCGGGCGCAGGCAUUGGUGACAGACCUGGGAACCGCGGAGCUGGCACGCAGUGGAGGCCGCGAGGCGCUGCUGUUCCGGGAAAACACAUUGGCCACUAAGGCCAUCGAUGAGUACAUGAAGCUGGUGGCACAGGACUACCUCCAAGAGACGCUGGGGCAGGUCCUGCGGCGAAUCUGUGCCUCCACUGAGGACUGUGAGGUGGACCCCAGCAAGUGCCCAGCCUCAGAGCUGCCCCAGCACCAAGCCAGACUGCAGAGCAGCUGUGAGGAGGUCUUCGAGGACAUCAUCCACUCCUAUGACUGGUUUCCAGCAGAGCUGCGCACCGUGUUCUCAGCCUGGCGAGAAGCAUGCAAGGCACGAGGCUCUGAGGCACUGGGCCCCCGGCUGGUGUGUGCCUCUCUCUUCCUGCGGCUCCUGUGUCCCGCCAUCUUGGCACCCAGCCUCUUCGGCCUGGCACCACAGCACCCAGCACCUACCCCGGCCCGCACCCUCACAUUGAUUGCCAAGGUCAUCCAGAACCUUGCCAACCGAGCCCCGUUUGGUGAGAAGGAAGCCUACAUGGGCUUUAUGAAUAGCUUCCUGGAGAAUCAUGGACCUGCCAUGCAACACUUCCUGGAUCAAGUGGCCAUGGUGGAUGUGGAUGCAGCACCCAGUGGUUACCAGGGCAGCAGUGACCUAGCCCUCCAGCUGGCAGUCCUGCAUGCCCAGCUCUGUACCAUCUUUGCUGAACUCGACCAGGCAACCCGCGACAGCCUGGAACCCCUGCCCACCAUCCUGCAAGCCAUUGAGGAAGGCCGUCCUGUACCUGUGUCUGUGCCAAUGCGUCUUCCACCACCACCCCCAGCCCAGGUCUAUCCCAGUUUUUCCACAGGGGAGAAGCCCGGCUUCCUGCCCCCUCGGGACCUCCCCAAGCACACCCCUCUCAUAUCCAAGAGCCAGUCUCUGCGCAGCGUCCACGGCUCGGGAAGUUGGGCCCGGCAGCGGCCGGAGGAGGAGCGGCCCCCACGGCUGCCCCGGCCGGUGAAGCGCACGCAGAGCGUCCCGGCCGGCCGCCCGGCUCGCCGCUGCCCUUCCGCAGCGGGACCUCGGCCUCGACCCAAGGGCUCCCUGCGCUCCGGCCCCCAUCCCCGCGGCCGGCCCUGGACCGGGGCCUCGGCCUCGCUGCCUCGGAAGCCGUCCGUGCCCUGGCAGCGCCAGCUGGAUCAGCCUCGAGGCACAGACCAGGCGCUAAGCCCGCACCGACCCAUGGGCAAGCUGACGGAGCUGCAGGGCGAGGUGGCCACCCUGCGCGAGGAGCAGAAGGUGCUGUCGGGCCUCGUGGAGUCCCUGCGCACCCACCUCCGGACCUUGACGGAGCAGCAGCAGCAGCUUCGCAGCCAGCUGGAAGGCCUGGCCUCCAGGCUUCAGGGAAGGACCCCUCAUUUGGCUCCAGAGUGCAACCCACCAAGCAAUGAGGCCAACAAGCUGGAAAAUCUGGAGCGCCGCCUGUCUGAAAUGGAGAGUUCUCUAGCCCCACUGAGGGAUGCCGUCCAGAGCCUGCAGCAUCUUCAUACGAUGACGCCAGGGUCCAGGAGCCAGCCCCUGCCUCUCAAAGCACGCUGCGUGAACGGAGACACCACCUGAGCUGCCCACUCCACCACCCCACGUGGUCUGGGAGCAAAAAGAUACCUGUUGUAGGGGCCCUGCCUCGGCCCUACAUGGCCUACAGUGUGGAGUGGAGCUGUUGAUGGCAACUAGCCUGGCGCUGUGAAGUUGCCCAGUAAAAUCUUGAUUUCAGUAAAA